This is a messenger RNA of Drepanopeziza brunnea f. sp. 'multigermtubi' MB_m1, 1587 nucleotides long. RefSeq lists its product as uncharacterized. NCBI's taxonomy places the organism in Eukaryota, Fungi, Ascomycota, Leotiomycetes, Helotiales, Drepanopezizaceae. The record is from RefSeq and is a predicted model, not a curated record.
AUGCCAGACAGUGAGGUCUCCCCAUUGUGCUGUUGUGCAGUGUCGUCAACGCCAAAGAAAGAACAUCCCGUCACGGGCCUGGCCAGUACAAAGACCCGCGACAAAGCAGCAGGGGAACAAGGCCAGCCAGGUCAGUAUAUAGGACCGGCGACAAUGUCUAUUGUUUCCGUCCGCCAGAGACGAAGCUUGCCGGAUCAUUCUAGAACGACUUACAUACAACGUUGCGAUUCGACCGACGUACCCAGACGAUACCAUCACUUACUAUACAGCAUAUCACGUCACAACAUAUCGAGAGAGAAGAAAAACAAAACCCUAUACAAAGAUUGGAGAAAAACAAAACCCACACGGCAGAGGCGACGACGAACAGCUAUGUGCGUCACCAUCACAGAGUACAGCUGCUCCCACAGAGUCCCCUCGACGAAGCCCUGCUUUGAGUACCGAAAGCAGCACGAGCAGUACCAGAAAGCAAAGAGGAGCCAGGGCCUCUUCCGCUGCUUUCUGAGCACCUCCCUCAAGGAACCGCGCUGUCGCGCGCCCCCGGGCCGGGAAGCCGUCUACGGUCGCGUUUGCGAGGCCUGCGCGCGAUCCAUCUUGCAAGGAGAGAGGGAGAAGCAGAGGAGGGAGGAGAGGGCGCGGAAGGAGUCGAAUCUGAAUACCAAGCAGCAGCAGAACCAGAUAGCUCAAGAUUCUAGGCGCCUUGAGAUGACCGUCAAGGAGACGUGGAGGUGUGAGCAGUGCGUGCAGGAGAGACGGACGCCGAGUCGCAGGAUAAGGGCGGCGAACGGGGGGUGCUGUUGCGCGAGGGGCUUGGAGGAACUCACUAACAUGAGACAGGAGCGCGAAAAUCGGAAGAGGAAUGCGAAGGGGAAAGGGAAGGGGAACAGAUAUCCCCAACGACCUGCUGAGCCGCAAAGCUAUACGCAUUAUCAGCGUCCUGGAGCUCCUCGACCAGCUCACAUCCCGAGAAAGAAGGAGCGCACGGCGGAGCUGCAGUACGUGACGAGUACUGAAUUUAUCCGGGGGGCGGCCACCCGAGCGGCAGAUCAAUACGGCUGGAGCCGCUUGCAGAAGAGAGACUCGGAGUUCCUCGAGCCGGAGCUCGUCGAGGCCUACGUCAACAUGCCGGGCGUGGACCCGCGGGUCAUCGGUCAGGGCCCUCGUGUUCCCGUGGGCCACCUCGUCCAGCCAUCCAUUGACUGGGAACGGUGGAACCGCAUGCAUCAGGGCAACCAUGGCAGGUUUCCGUCGGAUAUGCCGCAGGGAGCGACGCCCAUCACCCCGUUGAACAUCCGGAAAGCUAGAAAUGCAAGGCCGAGCCAGAUCUCGAGGAAGCCGGUGCCGUGUCGGAAGUGGAGCAGUUCUGAGGAGUUGCUCGUCUCUUCACAUGAGUCGCCCAGCAGACCGUUGUCGCCUUGCUCGCCGCUUAGCCCGGCGAGUAGGAGCAAGCACCCGGGACGAGAGGUGAGGAAGGAAAUGGAGAAUUUGAACCACCAGAUCGGUGAUUUGAUGAAUAGUUGGAACGCUGACGCACCACCCUCUCCGCAGUCGUGGCACCAACACCAGGACUGGUAUGAGAUCAGGUACUGA